AAGCAAAAUGGUGAGUUGGUGGCGUGUUCUCCCAGCCCUAAAUAAUCCAAGAAAUUAACAUCCAUCUCUGUAUAUCUUGCCGUUAAAAUGAGUACCAACAAAAAGAAGACCAGGAAGUUGAGGGGUCACGUUUCCCACGGUCAUGGACGUAUCGGUAAACACCGCAAGCACCCUGGAGGUCGUGGUAACGCUGGUGGCGCCCACCACCACAGAAUUAACAUGGACAAGUACCACCCUGGUUACUUCGGAAAGCUUGGUAUGCGCAACUUCCACCUGAGAAGAAAUACCAAGUGGUGCCCCACCAUCAACCUUGACAAAUUAUGGUCUCUUGUCAGUGAACAGACCAAGGUCAAGGCCCAGAAGACCACAGAGAAGGCUCCUGUCAUCGAUGUUGUCCGUGCUGGGUACUACAAGGUCCUUGGUAAGGGCAACCUACCCAAACAGCCCGUAAUUGUUAAGGCAAAGUUCUUCUCCAAGUCUGCUGAGGAUAAGAUCAGGGCGGCCGGGGGUGCAUGCAUCUUGCAGGCUUAAGUUUUCUAAAUAUUAAAAUAAAAAAAAUAUUAAAUCCA
Frankliniella occidentalis (western flower thrips) is the source of this 569-nucleotide messenger RNA. It is a transcript of the gene RpL27A, whose product is annotated as 60S ribosomal protein L27a. The transcript has 5 exons. Lineage: Eukaryota; Metazoa; Arthropoda; Insecta; Thysanoptera; Thripidae. The record is from RefSeq and is a predicted model, not a curated record. Gene Ontology annotation, molecular function: structural constituent of ribosome. Gene Ontology annotation, cellular component: ribosome; cytosolic large ribosomal subunit. Gene Ontology annotation, biological process: translation. Bases 88 to 531 code for a protein of 147 amino acids.